Molecule: messenger RNA, 705 nt
Organism: Arabis nemorensis
Lineage: Eukaryota; Viridiplantae; Streptophyta; Magnoliopsida; Brassicales; Brassicaceae
Source: the annotation of a GenBank genome assembly
AUGGGAGGAAGUGAUAAGACUCAGAGGAAUGAGGGAUUCACGGAGGUUAGGAGGAAAGGAAGAAGAUCGGAUGGAGCCGUGAGUGGGAGAACGCAGUCGGAUAAUGGUUCUAGAGCUGGUUUAGGGAGAAACCUCCAAGAGAUUUCGGGGAAUAUUGUAGUUACGAACAGAAUUGGGGGUUUGGUAGAGGAUGGAGCAGUUGGUGAGACAAGGAAAGCGACGGUGUUAAGUGAAGAGAAUAAGGAGAAUGCUAUGAUUACUAAUCAAGAAGGGACAGGGAAGCGUGUUCCCCAAGGGAAGGAAGUUGGGGCAACGGUGAAUUUGGAAAGAGUUCAAGAGGGGUUGCGGAACACUUUCCAAUUCAACCAAGGCAGGUCUGCUCGGCCUAGAGAUUCCAAUGGGGCUCGGGGAAGACAAAACAGAUCGAAUAAACCAACUCGGGGUCUAGUAUUUGGGCUGGUUCGAGGAGAGACGGAGAGAUCAGAGUCGGGUAAGCGUUUGAGAAUGGAGACACCGAGUAAUGAUCGGACAGUAGAGGUUUUUAGGGGAGGAGAAAUUCAAAUUACAGAAGAGAAUACCCCGCACGUGGAGUUAGGAGAGGAUACGGGUAAUGUUUCGGUGAAUGUGGAGAGUGAGACGUUGAAUCGGGAAAGUUCUGGGCACGGUAUUUCAUCACAGGAGGUGGUGAAUAUGACGGGUGCAUAA